AUGGCCGAAACAAACGAUGAGUCAACACCAAGUGCCAACAAACUUGGUGUUGCUAAACAUGAAUCAUUUGCUCAUGAUGAGCAUGCGAAGGAUUCAGCGCCUGAAUUCGCGGAUAUCGAUAUUUCCUAUGAUAGCAAUGGGCUUAAAGGAAUUCUCAAUUCGCCAUAUGUCUGCGGCGCGGCCCUUCUCGCUUCCUUUGGAGGGUUCUCCUUUGGCUAUGACCAAGGUGUAAUUUCCUUAAUCUUGGUUAUGCCGCAAUUCGUCGACCAAUUCCCUGAAGUAGACAAGAACGCUCCAAGUUAUGGGUUCCACACUGGCUUCAUGACAGGCAUGUUGGAGCUUGGGGCCUUUAUUGGAUGUCUUUUCUUCCCAUAUAUUGCGGACAAGACCUCUCGAAAAUGGGCCAUCAGUGUUGCGACGGGAUUCUUCUGCGUCGGAGCCAUUAUUCAGACCGCUUCGCAAAAUUACGAUACCCUUGUUGCCGGACGCUUCAUUGGAGGUAUUGGAGUCGGGACAUUGGCUAUGGGGGCUCCACUCUACAUUUCUGAAAUUGCACCGCCUAAUCUGCGCGGUUCAUUGAUGGUACUAGAAGCAAUCAGCAUUGUGAUCGGAGCGAUUGUCGCGUACUGGAUUACUUAUGGGACUAGAGCAAUGAGUGGUGACUGGGCAUUUCGAUUGCCUUUUCUCCUCCAAAUCCUUCCAGCCUUGAUGGUGGGCAGUGGAAUCCACUUCUUCCCCUUUUCACCGCGAUGGCUCGCUCUCGCCGAUCGAAAUGAAGAAAGUCUAGAGUGUCUCGCAAAGCUUCGACGCCUUCCUGCAACUGAUGGUACUGUACAGUUAGAAUGGAGAGGAAUCCUUGCGGAAGAUCGAUUCCAGAAACAAAUUCUAGCGAAGGAACAUUCAAACACGGGCGUUGUUAUGAUGGAGAUAAAACAAUGGCUUGACCUAUUUCGUCCGAGGUACAUUAGGAGAACCUUUGUUGCCAUGGCUAUUCCUUUCUUUCAGCAAUUCUCGGGUAUCAAUGCCUUCGUAUAUUAUGCGCCAACAUUUUUCAGCAGUCUAGGGCAGGAUUACGAAAUGUCCCUAAUACUCUCUGGAAUGAUUAACAUUGUUCAGUUCAUCGGCAGCGUCCCUGUAAUACUCUACAUGGACAAAUUUGGCAGGAGAAGACUUGCCAUCUGGGGUGGAAUUGCAAUGGCUAUUCCGCAUAUAAUAAUGGCUGGUAUUAUGAACAAGUUUAGUUCCAGCUGGGCCACUCACCCAGCUGUUGGUUGGUUUGGAGUGGCAUUAGUCUAUAUUUACGUAUUUGCAUACGCUGCCUCCUACGGCCCCCUUGGUUGGGUUCUACCAGCCGAGAUUUUUCCGAGUUCCCGACGAGCGAAGGGUGUCGGUCUCGCUACGGCAGUAAAUUGGCUGGCUAAUUUCAUUAUUGGAACGAUUGUUCCACAGAUGCUUGUCUCUAUUGGCUGGGGUACCUUCCUAUUCUUUGGGCUUUUCUCUACUGCGGCUGCUAUAUUCUCUUUCCUAUUCGUGCCGGAGACUUCUAAUAGAUCUUUGGAGCAGGUUGCUUCGGUUUUUGGGGAUAAUCUCGCAACGGAUGAGCAGGAACUUCGUGCUCGCAUUGAUCGGGAGAUAUGGGAAGAGACGAGCGCUCGCGUCCAUGCCCGCGUGUGA
Penicillium manginii is the source of this 1674-nucleotide messenger RNA. Its product is annotated as sugar porter family MFS transporter. Lineage: Eukaryota; Fungi; Ascomycota; Eurotiomycetes; Eurotiales; Aspergillaceae. Gene Ontology annotation, molecular function: carbohydrate:proton symporter activity. The record is from RefSeq and is a predicted model, not a curated record. Gene Ontology annotation, cellular component: membrane. Gene Ontology annotation, biological process: transmembrane transport; carbohydrate transport. The transcript has 6 exons. Bases 1 to 1674 code for a protein of 557 amino acids.